GUAUAGACACGCUGUAGAAGACAUUACCUAUCCUUCCGUGAGCAACGUUUAUAAUCGUCAGUAACCGGUAACGAUGAUUCUCGUAGUCGUAUUUGUUUCUAUUUUUAUUAUUAUUUGUAUUUUAGAUGUUAUUACACCGCAUAAAUAUCCAAUAGGACCCACAAGAAUUCCAUUGCUUGGUAGCUAUUUAGAAAUUCAAAAGCUUAGGAAAAAAUUAGGAUUCUACCACUUGGUUUGGGAUCAGUUGUCCAAAAGUUAUGGACAAGUGUUUUCUGUUAAACUUGGUCUAAUAGAGGCUGUGAUAGUUUCUGGGUAUGAUGCAGUACGGCAAGUAUUGUGCAAAGACGACUUUGAUGGUCGACCUGAUGGAUUUUUUUUCCGAUUCCGAGCUUUUAAUAAGAGAUUAGGCGUAGUAUUUGUGGACGGGCCAACGUGGAUUGAACAGAGAAAAUUUUGCAUGCAACAUUUACGAAAAAUGGGAUUUGACGGUGAUUUAAUGGAAAAAAUUGUAGUUGAAGAAGUAAACGAUCUCAUGAUCGAUAUAACGAACAAAUGUGAGAAUGGCAAGCCAAUUGAAGUUAACGGUUUAUUCGACGUAUCAAUUUUGAACGGUCUUUGGGCAAUGUUAGCUGGUCGCAGAUUUGCAUUGAACGAUUCUAAACUUGCAAGACUUAUGGAAUUAGUACAUGUCAGCUUUAGAAUGCUUGACAUGUCAGGUGGAAUAUUAAACCAGAUGCCAUUCCUUCGGUUUUUAGCACCCAACUCUUCAGGAUAUAAAGAUAUCAAACAAAUUUUAGUCGAAUUCUAUACGUUUUUAAAAGAAUCAAUAGACGAACAUAAAUACGGGAUAAAUGAUCAAGAGGAUUUUAUACAUGCAUUUUUAAUGGAAAUUGAGAAAAACAAAGAAACUCCGGGGUCUUUUUCAGAACAUCAGCUUCUUGUUAUAUUAUUGGAUCUAUUUUUAGCUGGAUCGGAAACCACAAGCAGUAUGUUAUCGUUCGUAAUAUUACAUUUACUGAAACAUCAAGAUGUACAAGAUAAAGUACACGCAGAAUUGGAUUCAGUAAUUGGAGAUAGAGAAAUUCAUUUCGAAGAUAAAAAAAGAUUGAAUUAUCUCGAAGCUGUAUUAAUGGAGGUCCAGAGACAUAGUAACGUUGCACCGUUAGCAAUCGCUCAUAGAACUAUUCGGACAACCAGCCUACAAGAAUACAUAAUACCAAAAGAUACAUUGAUAUUGGCGAGUAUAUGGAGCGUUCAUAUGGAUAAAAAUCAUUGGGGUGAUCCCGAAGUAUUUCGACCGGAGAGAUUUUUAGACAGUACCGGACAAAUAAUAAAUGACAGUUGGCUUAUGCCAUUUGGCGUUGGUAGGCGAAGGUGCCUCGGUGAGGUACUGGCAAAAACCAAUAUGUUCAUGUUCAUUGCCAAAUUAAUUCAAAAAUUUGAGAUACGAAUUCCACACGGAGCCAAAUUGCCAGAUAAACAUCAAGAUGGUGUCACUAUAUCUCCAUCUCCAUUUUCUGCUAUUUUUAUACCAAGACGUUAAUUUAAGAGAUUAUAAUAAAAUUUAAGAAUUAAAAUUUAAAACACUCAUUAUGUGUUAAUUCAUAAUCAUAGAAAAUAAAAUUACAAUAAGUAUUUAUCACAUACAAUUACUAGUUAUAACUUAUACUUAAAUAUUAUUUAUUUAUUUUAUUAUUAUUAUAAGUAUUUAUAUUAAAACUUAAAAGGGGAUAAAAAGGGAAUUUUUUUAACUUAAACACUAAAUGUCUUAGUUAUUUAUACACAAAACUACUGCAGGUUUAUUAUUUCAUAAUAAUACAUUUCUGUUUAAAUACAAAUAACAUUUGAAUUCAUUGCAAUUUUGUUUGAUUGUAAGUGGUGCAGACAACAUAAUAUAUUUAUGACUUACUUAUUAGUAUUUUAAAACAGAAAAGUAAUAAUGCAAAUUUUAAUCAUAAUUAUUAUACAAACCAAAUAACCGUUUUUCGUUACGACAUUUAACGCAAACACAACCUAUAUAUUUGUAGCAAAUCACCCAGGAGGCUCGGGUUCAAUUCUAUCACGGAUAUCAAACUUUUUGUUUUGGUCGCAAAGUGACUUUGGUCGAAAAAGGAAUCGACCUUUUUUAAUUUGUUCAAGAGGUCAAUUAGCCGAAAGGGAAGGGUACGUUUUUGGUCUAAAAUGCCACAACGGUAUUAAGCGAGUUUAGAUUUGAAAUACAUGAUCCUUACAUAAUAAACAAUAAAUAUAUACUUACAAUUACUAAUAAUAGAUAUCUACCUACUUAGUCUUAUCUG
Molecule: messenger RNA, 2297 nt
Organism: Aphis gossypii (cotton aphid)
Lineage: Eukaryota; Metazoa; Arthropoda; Insecta; Hemiptera; Aphididae
Product: methyl farnesoate epoxidase-like
Exons: 8
Coding region: 74-1543 (489 amino acids)
Biological process (GO): xenobiotic metabolic process
Cellular component (GO): cytoplasm; intracellular membrane-bounded organelle
Molecular function (GO): iron ion binding; oxidoreductase activity, acting on paired donors, with incorporation or reduction of molecular oxygen, reduced flavin or flavoprotein as one donor, and incorporation of one atom of oxygen; heme binding
Source: RefSeq, a predicted model, not a curated record